Molecule: messenger RNA, 1275 nt
Organism: Coccidioides immitis RS
Lineage: Eukaryota; Fungi; Ascomycota; Eurotiomycetes; Onygenales; Onygenaceae
Exons: 5
Coding region: 1-1275 (424 amino acids)
Source: RefSeq, a predicted model, not a curated record
AUGAAAGCCCAAGGGUGCGCUUUUCUGGCCUUGUCGGCCUUGUUGGCCGGCAGUGUCACGGCACAGUUUAACCCCAGCCCACCGCCUGGGUCUGGUAAUAGUAGGCCUGGUGGUAGUCCCGGCGGCUUCAACCCUUCACCACCACCUGCUCCUGGUACUGGCGGCAGCCCCGGAGGUUUCAAUCCCUCCCCGCCACCUGCUCCUGGUACUGGCGGCAGCCCCGGAGGUUUCAAUCCCUCCCCUCCACCUGCUCCUGGUUCUCCGCCGCCAGCGCCCGGGACGCCACCCGCUGCCGGCUUUGGCUGCCCCAACCCCAGGGGCCAAUUUAACCCUUCGCCUCAACCAACAAAACAAAUUUCAUGCCCCAACAGUGAUGGGUCGAUCUAUGAAGCGGAUGACGGUACAUGGUAUCAUCUUCAGUGCUGUGUCGCGAGAGAUCCAAAUGCACUCUCAUUAGGUGCUCCGGCAGCAUCUAGUUAUGAUCAGUGUCUGCAAGAAUGCUCCAAAGUGGACGCCUGCGUCGCUGCCACAUUCAAUCCUAUCGAAAACAAAUGCCAGCUUUGGGAUUUCGGCACUUAUUCCGCGAUCGGACAAGACUCACAGCUCUAUGCUUGGGUUACUGAUCCCCCUGUGCAAGUCACCCCCAAGAUGUCUAGCCGGCUCUGCUCCACGACCUGUCCCGAGGCGGAUGGACAGAUCUAUGUCAGUAAAUAUGGCGAAACGUUCCGCAUGGACUGUGAGAAACGCCAUGGAACCCAGUAUCUCGACAGACAAUCCGUUGAUUCCUUUGAAGAAUGCAUUGAAGCAUGCGGGGCGGCGCCAUCGUGCAGCAGCGUUGAUUUCGACCAGAAGAGAAAUACCUGCUAUCUGAGCAUCGAUGGAGGAUCUCCUACUCUCCAGGCUCGCACCUUCGCUAGCGCCCACUCUGUGGGUUGCGCUGGCGCAUGUGACAGAUGCAAUGAUAAAUGCUCCACUCCCGCUAAGAAGCCCGAGGAUCCAGGCAAGUGCACUAAUGACAAUGCUAUAGUAGCAGCAUCUGGAUACGCAUUUAGAGUUCACUGCAACCAGUGCCUUUACAGCACGUCCGGACCAGGGGUCCCGGAGGCAAAAAAUCACCAGGAAUGUAUGGAGGCCUGUGUAAAGGAUGAAAGGUGCGGCGGAGUCAACUGGAGGAUUAGGGAAGGUUGUGUUCUGAGAUAUAAUCCGACAUCGGGUCUACAUGCAGACGGAGAGUGUACGGCAGCCUUCACUAAGUUUCAGGCCUCUCAAGGCUGA